Scomber scombrus (Atlantic mackerel) is the source of this 3740-nucleotide messenger RNA. RefSeq names its product RAB11 family interacting protein 3 (class II) (gene rab11fip3). Gene Ontology annotation, molecular function: calcium ion binding. The record is from RefSeq and is a predicted model, not a curated record. Gene Ontology annotation, cellular component: midbody; endocytic vesicle; recycling endosome membrane. Lineage: Eukaryota; Metazoa; Chordata; Actinopteri; Scombriformes; Scombridae. Gene Ontology annotation, biological process: regulation of cytokinesis; endocytic recycling. Bases 11 to 1699 code for a protein of 562 amino acids. The transcript has 13 exons.
CUCACUGCCAAUGGUUUCAGCUGUGAACAAGAGUGAGGAUGAUGUCUCCCCGCUAAAAGCUGUUUUCGACGCUUUAGACCAAGAUGGAGAUGGCUUCGUCCGCAUCGAGGAGUUUAUGGAGUUUGCUGCCGCCUAUGGGGCCGAUCAGGUAAAGGAUCUGACUAAGUUUUUGGACCCCAGUGGCCUCGGAGUGAUCAGCUUUGAAGACUUCCACCGUGGAAUCACUGCUAUUAGCAAUGGAGGUCCAGAGCCGCAGCUCUACAAUGUAAACUACAGUCCAGGGGAUGGAGCUGUGGGCUGUCCAGAGGAAUACGAUGAGCAAAAUGAGGUGACGGACAGCGCGUACCUGGGCUCGGAGAGCACUUACAGCGAGUGCGAGACCUUCACCGAUGAGGACACGGGAGCCCUCGUACCCCCUGAGAUGCAUGAAGAUGUGGAGACGGACAGCGGAAUUGAGGCAACGCUGCACGACCCCGAAGAUGGAGGAAAUAGGUUUUCCCUGAACUCGGAGCACCACAACAACUCCCUGGUGACGGUCAUCGGUGGAGAGGAGGAGCACUUUGAAGAUUUCGGGGAGAGUAAUACGUCAGAGCUGCUACUGGAGAGCAGCGUGGAGGGAACCGGUGGGGGGGGUGACUCUCUUCUCACACAAACCCCGGAGCAGGUCAAUGGCUCCUCACUUCUCUCUCCAAGCGCAGGCAAGAGGCUGUCCAGCAAGAAAGUAGCAAGACACCUCCUCCAGAACAGCUCCAUGACUCUGGACACAAUGAGCGACCUGACGCGAGACAUCCUGGAGCUCGCCGACAACGACAUCACAGAUAAGGUGCUCCUCCUCGAGCGUCGAGUGGCGGAGCUGGAGAAGGAAUCGGAGGCAUCGGGAGAGCAGCACGCACGGCUGCGCCAGGAGAACCUUCAGCUGGUACACCGGGCCAACGCCUUUGAGGAGCAACUGAAGGAGCAGGAGUUGCAGGCGGAUGAGCAACUACAGCAGGAGACCCGUCGUCACAAGGAUGCACUGAGCAAGCUGGAGAGGGAGAGGGGGCUGGAGCUUGAAAACCUACAGUCUAGACUGCAGCAGCUGGAUGAGGAGAACAGCGAGCUGAGGUCCUGUGUUCCCUGCCUACGAGCCAACAUCGAGAGAUUAGAGGAGGAGAAGAGGAAACUGCAGGAUGAGACAGAAGUCAUGACCGACAGGUUGACAGAGGAGACGGAGACUCGAAGGAAGAUGGCUGACAAGCUGAGCCAUGAGCGCCACCAGAGCCAAAAAGAGAAGGAGUGUACGCAGGAGCUUAUUGAAGACUUGCGCAAACAGCUUGAGCACCUACAGUUAUACAAGUUAGAGGCUGAAGCAAAGAGAGGCCGUUCACCCGGCGCGGGGCUGCAGGAGUAUCAGUCACGCACCCGUGAAGCAGAGCUGGAGCAAGAGAUCAAACGGCUCAAACAGGACAACCGCAGCCUGAAGGAGCAGAAUGACGAGUUGAACGGACAGAUCAUCAACCUGAGCAUCCAGGGAGCAAAGAACCUGAUGUCGGCCUCCUUUUCCGACUCCCUGGCAGCUGAGAUCAACUCUGUGUCUCGUGGUGAGUUGAUGGAGGCCAUCCACAAACAGGAGGAGAUCAACUACAGACUCCAGGACUACAUUGACAAAAUCAUCGUGGCCAUCAUGGAGUCCAACCCCUCCAUUCUGGAGGUAAAAUAGACACCAUCUCGACUAAAGGGCCACUUACAGUGACUCCACAUGCUGUUAAAAUAUCGGAGACUUUACUUAAAGCAAACUACCAAGAGAAGAUGUAAAAAUAUUCUGACGUAAUCUUGGUAGAAAAACAAACAACGCACUCAACUCAUCCAACUCCCUUCCUACCCUUCCACUCCCGAACCCCAAAAAGAGGAAUUUAAGAAAAAGUCCAUGGCUGUCAGUGAAAAAUAAGCUAUAUUUUUAGUUCCCUUGACUCUGUGCUUAUUUGUGAGUGUCUGUGUCAGCCCUUAGAUACACUUGGGUUCUGGUGACGUCCAUGUAUUUGGCUAGAGGGACCUAAGUCUCCCCUGUUGACUGAAUGAAUGUGUAAAUGUGUGUAAGAGAUCAGUGAGGAUUAGAAAUCUUCCCAUUCCUCUCCUUUAAAAAGUGUCAAUAUUUGAUUGAGCUUAAAAAAAAAGAUCAGACAAUUAUACCUUUAAGGCCUUAAAUCAAAGGUUAUCCAAGUAUUCAUGUCUCAGUUUAAUCAGUAUGGUGGUAUGUGGGCUGUGUAAUCCUGAACCAAGCUGAAUUGUGUUUUUAAAUCACAGGCGACAUGAAGCACUGGUCAGGAGACGACGAGCAGCAGUUUCUCUUUUGAAUUUAUUUGUCUCUAAUAUGUUUUAAAGCUUGCUCUGCUGCCUACUAGUCACUAAAACAGCAUGUUGUGUCCUUUAACCAAGUUCCACUGUCUUUCCAGUGAACCCAAGGGCAUCAUCGAGGAUGAGAAAUGCCCAGAGGGGGUGUUUUGUGUGUGUGUGUGUGUGUGAAUGACGUGUUGUUUUUGUAACCGAAAGUUUGGUGACACUAGAAUGAGUAACAAGAAUGACAGUUAUUGUUGCAGUGUCCCACACGAAGGAACUGGUUUGUAAUUUGCUUCAUCUCAUUUAUUUUUACAAUGAAACAGGGUCCCGGAGCUCAGGUGGGCUGGAAACCUCACAUGGGGAAAGCACUACAUUUCCUAUCAUUCCCUUAACACCUCUGGCACAAACGAUAGAUAACUGACACUUAUCUCUUAAAUGUAGAUUCGGUACUGUAACUGACAACCUGCUCAUACUGACAAGUUCACUUUAAGCUCUCCGAACGCUAAGCAUGAAGGGAAACUAUCGAGUGAUCCUAGGAAUUGUAGUGUAGAGGGUUUUUGUUAUUUUUACAGCCCACCUGAUCCCAGUGUUCUCUUGCUGAGUGAAAGUGACAGGGAGCAAGCUGAUCCAGGUUACUUUUUUCUUUUAUAGCACAUGUGAAAUAUCGUCAGUAAAAAUGUUAUUAAGACUGAAAACUGCUGACGUUUGACAGGUUAUAUGUGAAGAAUCAAAUGGUUGUACUUUGCACUAAGUUUUGUUCUGAUAUUGUUUUGUUGAAAGGAAGAAAACAGAGUUAAUUGUGAAGGGAUCAAAUCAUAAAUGAAGGUGUUUAUGAAACCUGUUAUGAAUAUAAGAAGUAUGUGUGUGGGAUUUGUUUCUGCAGACUAACUGUACCAGCAAAGGUGGGAGCUGGUGUGGGAUCAAGCUGCAGACAACCCGCUCAUGAUUUUUUUUUUUUUUUUUAAAUGCAUCACACUAACCGUAAUGCCAUAUUUAAUUGGAAAUAUUCAAGAAUACUAUAAACAGUUCUGCAGCCAUGUCUCAAGAUGAUAUGAUCUGCAGAUAAAAUAUAGAGGGAGGCUUGGCAGACUUUGGUAGCAAUAAUGCUGGGAAGGAAGUGGACAUUGAUGGAGAGCAGAUGAAACAAAGCUGCUCUUUAUUUCCUCUGCUUAAGCAACAUCUGCUUUUUCACUUUAGUAUCGCGAUAAGAUGCACGGAGCGACGGAGGACUGAUGCUUGGCUCAAGGGUACUGUGCAGCCAUCUGUCAACACUUUGAGGACAUACCUUUCCGACUCCGAAACCGGACUUUCGUGUCGGAUUUACCUACAGCACCAGACGUCUUGACGGAUUUAUAGUCGAAAGGUAGUCGUCCUGUUUUUGUCCAAACAGCUUGGCGUUCUGCACCAACACACAAAAAAACAAA